Aspergillus chevalieri is the source of this 267-nucleotide messenger RNA. RefSeq names its product small nuclear ribonucleoprotein F (gene SMF1). NCBI's taxonomy places the organism in Eukaryota, Fungi, Ascomycota, Eurotiomycetes, Eurotiales, Aspergillaceae. Bases 1 to 267 code for a protein of 88 amino acids. Gene Ontology annotation, biological process: mRNA splicing, via spliceosome; spliceosomal snRNP assembly. Gene Ontology annotation, molecular function: RNA binding. Gene Ontology annotation, cellular component: U1 snRNP; catalytic step 2 spliceosome. The record is from RefSeq and is a predicted model, not a curated record. The transcript is spliced from 4 exons.
AUGAGUUUUCAACCCGUCAACCCGCGGCCGUAUUUGCAGGCUAGGGUCGGAACAGAAAUGAUCGUGCGCCUGAAAUGGGGCCAGACGGAAUACAAGGGCACACUAGAGAGCAUCGAUUCGUACAUGAACGUACUGCUGCGGGAUACGGAGGAGUUUAUCGACGGGAAGAACACGGGAUCGCUGGGGUUGGUGUUGAUUCGGUGUAACAAUAUUCUGUGGAUGGGGUCGGCGGACAGUGUUGAAAUGACGGAGUUGGGGCUGAAGUAG